AUGACCGGCUCCUGCUGCGGCUCUACCUUCUCUUCCCUGAGCUACGGGGGAGGCUGCUGCCAGCCCUGCUGCUACCGCGACCCCUGCUGUUGCCGCCCCGUGACCUACCAGACCACCGUGUGCCGCCCCGUGACCUGCGUGCCCCGCUGCACGCGCCCCAUCUGCGAGCCCUGCCGCCGCCCGGUGUGCUGCGACCCCUGCUCCCUGCAGGAAGGCUGCUGCCGCCCCAUCACCUGCUGCCCCACGUCGUGCACGGCUGUGGUCUGCAGGCCCUGCUGCUGGGCCACCACCUGCUGCCAGCCUGUGUCUGUGCAGUCCCCCUGCUGCCGGCCCCCCUGCGGCCAGCCGACGCCUUGCAGCACCACCUGCAGGACCUUCUCCUGCUGA
Cercocebus atys (sooty mangabey) is the source of this 387-nucleotide messenger RNA. RefSeq names its product keratin-associated protein 2-1. The coding region runs from base 1 to 387 and encodes 128 amino acids. NCBI's taxonomy places the organism in Eukaryota, Metazoa, Chordata, Mammalia, Primates, Cercopithecidae. The transcript has a single exon. Gene Ontology annotation, cellular component: keratin filament. The record is from RefSeq and is a predicted model, not a curated record.